UUUCACAACCCAGCAUUGACUUUUCUAUCUCAACCUACAGCCUUAUCCAGAAGGCACUUUUGAGCGCUUUCAAAGACAAGGCGCUUCUUUCGAACAAUUUAAGAGACAUAUCAAUUCUGUUACACUACUACCUUGGUUAAUAUAUAUCGGCGAGCGAUCCUAGCUGUCCUCCCUAAGAUACCGUCGGUACCGAAAAUUACCAUGAAUUCUUCACCCUCCUCUGUCAUGUCCAGAGCUGCGCCAAGUCAUGGAUCUCGCAUGCGCGAAAAUACACCCAGGAGUCGGGAGGCUGCAUCAUCCGUUGAGAAGCUCGAAGCUAUUAUAAAAACCAGGGACGCAGAGCCGGUUCAACAUAAAGCACAGGUUCAGGUUUCUGCAGACAAUUUAAAAGACGAUUUGAUCUCCAUGAGAAAAUGCUUAACUUGCUCUAUCUGCGACCAACUACUUUACGAACCAUGGAUUUUACAAUGUGGCCAUACGUACUGCUAUUCUUGUCUGUGUCAAUGGUUCAUCCCAAAUAAGAGAAAAAAGACAUGCCCAGAAUGCCGCGCACCAGUGAAGCAAAUACCAGCUCCAGCCUUCCUUAUAAAAAACAUGGUGGAGAUAUUCAUCCAAAGAGGUCAACUAAUGCCAGACGACGAGACGAUAGAACAGCACAAGAUCAAGAAUGCCGAAGAAACUGAGAUGGUAGAGAAAGAUAAAAAUAGCCCCGAAGGAUUGUUCAAAGGCACAUUUCCAGUACGACAUGGGGAACUGUGGCUCGAUGAAGCGGAUGGAAUUAUGCGAUGUCCUUCUUGUGGGCAUGAGCAUCAAGGCGGUCCAACGUGCGGUGUUUGUGGUGCUGAAUUUGACGAUAUUUAUGGCUUCAGCGAUAUGGAAGACGACGGCGAUCUUUCGGAUUUUGACAUUGGUUAUGGAGAGAAUAUAGAGCGCGAGCAUGAAAAUAUGAGGCGUGAGCUUGAGCUUGAAGCCGAAUUACACAGAGGACAAGAAAACGCUCCAAACGUUUCCCACUUUCGCCAUAAUCCUUUUGCUUUCGGUGGUCCAAUUCACCAACACGUUCUUCAUCAUUACCACGCUCAUCAGCAUGGUCAUCCUGUGGAUGAUUUGAACGAUGACUCAGAAGAUCCUACAAAUUCCGAUACCAGCAAUCAUGACAAUAGCGAUGAAGAAGACGCUGGUUCACUGGAAGAUUUUAUUGAAAAUGACGACGAAGAUAACGAGUCAGUUGCUCCUCCACCACGUAGAUUGAGACAGAGAGUGGUCAUACUAUCAGAUGACGACGAUGACGACGAUGAUGACGAUGAAGAGGAUUCUGAUGAUGAAGGUGGUGCGAUUACGAAUCGCCGACGGCCGCGACCUGGCUGGGCCGGCUCCUCAGAAACACCUUCCAGAGCUAUCUCACACUCAGCAGAGGAGAAUGGUAGCACAUCCUCUAGAUCUAUCUUGAUCUCAGAUGACGACAAUGGUAGUAGUGCAAAUGGUUCGGAGUUUGGCGAUGAGAUGGUCAAUCAUGAGGCACGCAGGCUGAGGGCCUCGGGUGGCUGGAGUCCCUUGGAUGAAGGAGAGGAUGACGAUGCAACCAGAUCGGCGCACGGUGAUUAUGGUGAUUAUACUACAACUGACGAUGAAAGAGCCUCGGAUGAAAGCGAUUCGGAUACGAUUGGUAACCCAAAUUCAGAGGGCGAAGAAGAAGAUGAUCGGCCUCGGGGCGGCCUUCGGGGGAUGCUAAAUUAUGAUUAUGAGGAAAUGGACCCAAACUUCGAUGGUUUCUCUUCAAGCGUGGAUGGAGAUGCCACACCAAUCGAUUAUGCUGGAACUAGCGACGGCGCAGAUAACAAUCACGGAAGCGAGAACGAGCAUUACGAGUAUGACAUUGAUGAUGGGGAUCUACUACCCAGCAUGGAUCGGGAUGGUGAUACUGAAAUGAGUGUGUCUCCUAGUGCAUCACGGUCCAGUCGAGAUGUUAGUGUGGAAAGCAAUUUGGGCGAAAAUCUAGGCGUUGCAAAUGAAGUUGCCGGGGAUGACGACGACGAUGAUGAUUCAGACAGCUCUAUUCGCCCACCCCCACGUCGACAACCGAGAAAUAACGCCGGUCAUCAACAGUAUAACUCAAGAAUAAGCAUGCUAUUUGCGGAACAUCAAAAUACUGUUAGGAAUGCUCGAAACCCUGAUGACAUAAAUUAUUGGGAAGAUGCAAAUGAUAGAGAUAUUCCAGAGGGCGGUUUCUCUGUGAAUCGUCGCAGGACUCAUUACCAUCAUCCUCUAGGUCCAUCGGGGGGCAAUCAUCACCGCACCAUGCAACCGCUUGGUAUUGAUAGAAUCAGAACAUCUAGAGGCUCUUCGCCACCACGCCUCGUACCUGCUUAUAGUAGUCGAACUGGUCGCUCGCAGAGACAGCAGCCAACAUCAUUGUAAAUAGAACAGACAUAAUAACGAGGCGUUGGGUAAGAACUCUUCUUUCUGGGAUCUCAACAUUAGCGCUUGGCUUGACUGGACCGGGCGGGGAUUGAAUGGGAAGGGAGUUUUGGGUCAAAUACCAGGAAUGGAAUAUACGAGAAUGUUAGUCUUAAGGUUAAGAGCGUGGCGUUACUUGAUCUGAAGAUCAAGUUGGGUCAAGGGUAUUUAAUCGCUGAUACGAGCUGUCUGUCGAUGGCGAUUUUUGGCUGUCUAUGCAUACUUGUUAACCUACUUACACAUAGAUUAUAUUUAAAAGUAAAUCACGAUAAAAGUAUUUGUAAUCCACGAUCAAGCAUGUACUUGAUACAUAACCAUUUAGUACAUAUUUCACAAUCAUUUAUUACUU
Messenger RNA from Botrytis porri, 2806 nucleotides. RefSeq lists its product as uncharacterized. NCBI's taxonomy places the organism in Eukaryota, Fungi, Ascomycota, Leotiomycetes, Helotiales, Sclerotiniaceae. The coding region runs from base 202 to 2418 and encodes 738 amino acids. The record is from RefSeq and is a predicted model, not a curated record. Gene Ontology annotation, molecular function: metal ion binding. The transcript is spliced from 4 exons.